UUUUGGCAUCUUCGCCUAGGAUCGUCACGUACUGAAGCUAGUAUAGAAGCUGCUAAAUACACCAUCGCCAUGAAAGACGUAUCACGGAUUCUUCUAGUUGCGUACGCUACUCUCACGCAAGCAAUCCCCGAUCCCGAUUGGGGCCAGUGGACACCAUCGAUUGGUGGUGAUGGUCCACCAUAUAUGUACCCUCGAGAUGCUCAGCAACCCAGAUCAAAGUUGUGCGAGGUGGCUUCCGGCGCACCGGACGGUGACGAUACACCCGCAAUCCUGCAAGCAUUCAAAGAUUGUGGGCAAGAUGGUCACAUUCUAUUUACGAAUACUACUUAUAAGGUCGGCCAAGCAAUGAACACCACUGGACUCAAAGAUGUCGAUAUCGAACUCAAAGGAACUAUGGAAUGGUCCACCGAUAUCGACUACUGGCUGAAUAGCUCACUGCGUGUCGGUUUCCAAAACCAAUCUACAGCCUGGUACCUCGGUGGGGAUAAUAUUCGUUUCUUCGGACACGGAUACGGAACACUCAAUGGUAACGGCGACACUUGGUAUGUUUGGAACAACGGAACAUCCAACGCGCAAGGCCGUCCCCACGCCAUCUCCAUAGUCAACACGACCAACUCGCUCAUCGAAGGACUCCGCUUCAUCAAAUCGCAAAUGUGGACCGCAACUGUAACACGCAGCGAGCGCGUAGAACUCACAAACAUCUACAUAAACAACAGCUGCAGCGCCGAAGCCUCCCAAAUCCAUCGCUGCAACGUCAACACGGAUGGCGUCGACACAAUCUACGCGAACAACAUCACAUUCCUCCGCUGGACCGUCGAAUCCGGCGACGACAACAUCUCCAUGAAACAAAACUCGACAAACAUCUACAUGGCCAACAACACGUUCGUCAGGGGUCUCGGAUACGCAAUGGGUAGUAUCGGACAGUACAAGGACCAGAUCAACAUUAUCGAAAACAUCACUGCGGUCCACACGCGCUUCGUCGACACAGACUAUGCCGCCCGUGUCAAAACAUGGACAGGUCGCUCCACGGGUCUCGCGCCCAAUGGCGGUGGCGGUGGGCUAGGCUACGCGCGCAACAUCUCCUUCACCGACUUCCAGCUCGAAAACGUCGGGAUCCCGUGGUACAUCAUGCAAUGCACUUCGUACAACGGCGUCAGCGGUGGUUGCGAUACCUCGCUGUUCCACAUCGAUAACAUGAAUUGGGGGAACGCGAGUGGGACUAUUCGGCAGGUGAAUGUGGCGAGUUUGCAGUGUAGCGGGGCGAGGCCUUGUACGGACGUGAGGAUCUUCGGGAAUGAAGGGUUGAGAGUUAAAGAGAAUGGGACUGUGCCGGGAGGGUAUUUGUGUGAUAAUGUUGUUGAGCCCAGAGGGUUCAACUGUACGGGCAAGGCGCCGCAGGUUUCUGGGUGA
Messenger RNA from Periconia digitata, 1410 nucleotides. The record is from the annotation of a GenBank genome assembly. NCBI's taxonomy places the organism in Eukaryota, Fungi, Ascomycota, Dothideomycetes, Pleosporales, Periconiaceae.